AUGGACUUCUCGCUCACCCCCGAACAACAGGCCAUUAGCGACAAUGUAAAGCGUAUCGUUGCUGACUUCGCUGACAAUUACUGGCUCAGCCGUGAUCUCGAUGGUACUUUCCCUGAUGCUUUUCAUCGUGCCAUAGCCGCUGGUGGUUGGCUGGGUAUCGCUAUGCCAGAAACCUACGGUGGUGCCGGUUUAGGCGUAUUGGAAGCGGCCUUGAUGAUGCACGCGAUUGCCGAUUCUCCUGGCGGCAUGAGCGCCGCUUCCGCUGUCCAUAUCAACAUCUUCGGGCCGCAUCCUAUCGUUGUGUUUGGUUCUGAUGAACAGAAACAACGUUGGUUGCCUGAUAUGAUUCAGGGUCGUGUGCAAGCCUGUUUCGGUGUGACGGAGCCGGAUGCAGGAUUGGAUACCACUAAUAUUACGACUCGCGCUGAGCGUAAUGGUGCAAAUAAUGGCUACAUCAUUCAGGGUCGUAAGCUAUGGACAUCGACCGCCCAGCGGGCCGAUAAGAUCAUGCUCUUGGCUCGUACCACACCCCGCGAGCAAUGCGCUAAACCCAGUCAAGGCAUGACACUGUUUUAUACCGAUCUGGAUCGCACUUAUAUCGAAGUGCGUGAGAUCGAAAAAAUGGGUCGCAAAGCGGUAGACUCGAAUGUGUUGUUUAUUGAUGGUCUGCCGGUACCAGAGCAAGAUCGUAUUGGUGCCGAAGGCGAGGGCUUCAAGUAUCUAUUACACAGCUUGAAUCCAGAACGGAUUUUGAUUGCGGCUGAAGCUAUUGGCAUCGGUCGUCAAGCCUUAACACGGGCAGCGAACUAUGCCCGUGAGCGUACUGUAUUCAAUCGCCCCAUCGGUCAGAAUCAGGCAAUUCAACAUCCGUUGGCCGAGACUUGGAUGGAAUUGGAAGCGGCGUGGUUGGCAACUCUUCGCGCUGCAUGGCUUUACGAUCAGGGUCAAGCCUGUGGGGCCGAGGCCAAUAUGGCUAAAUAUCUAGGUGCGGAGGCUGGAUUUCGCGCCUGCGAACGGGCCGUGAUGACCUUGGGAGGGAUGGGCUAUGCUAAGGAGUAUCACGUUGAGCGUUUAUUGCGCGAAGUGCUGAUUACCCGCAUCGCGCCGGUUAGUCCGCAGUUGAUUCUGUGCUACAUCGCUGAGAACGUGCUGGAUUUGCCAAAGUCGUAUUAG
This is a messenger RNA of Nerophis lumbriciformis (worm pipefish), 1173 nucleotides long. Lineage: Eukaryota; Metazoa; Chordata; Actinopteri; Syngnathiformes; Syngnathidae. The record is from RefSeq and is a predicted model, not a curated record.